This is a messenger RNA of Labeo rohita (rohu), 7488 nucleotides long. Its product is annotated as kelch-like protein 29. The record is from RefSeq and is a predicted model, not a curated record. Lineage: Eukaryota; Metazoa; Chordata; Actinopteri; Cypriniformes; Cyprinidae. Gene Ontology annotation, molecular function: protein binding. Bases 308 to 2899 code for a protein of 863 amino acids. The transcript has 14 exons.
CAGAGCGCGCUGACUCUCCAAACACACACACGCACACACGCUGAAGAGCCCAGCAUCAUCAUCAUCGUCCUCCUCCUCAUCUUCUCAUCAGCGUGUGCACGAGCGCUCAGCAUCAUCACUGACAGCAGCGCGAGGGAUUCUCACACAAUGAAACAAACGCGCGCAGCUUCAUCUGAAGGUGGCGUGUGAUUUAAAGGAGAAAAGCGCACGACUGUCCUAUAUGAUGUGCAUCGUUCAGAGACACCGUGUGGUUUUCUCCAGCUCGCCUUGAGCACAAGCGUCUCUCGUUCUCCCGCUCCUUUCUGUCAUGAUGUCGCGGUACCAUCAGCGUUUUGAGCGGGAUUUCCGCAGCGUGUGGGAGCGACGGGAGCGCUGCGCAUCCAACAGCAGCUGCGGCGGAACCGUCAACGGCUGCGUCUCCACCUCUGCCUCCUCCGUCCCCAACAGCGGCAACAACCGUCCCGGCCUCCUGCCCCUGCCCGUCAUCCCCUCGCUGCUGCCCACUCCGGUCACCGGGGCAACCAGCACGGCCAAUAGCGAACUGACCUGCAAGCGAUUAGCCUCCACCUGCACCACCUCGACAACUAAGGUCUCUGGGCACCCGUCGGCAGACACGCAGACUCAGGGCCAGGUCCUGGCUAAUAGCGUCCGGUGGGGACAAACACCCAUUAACCAGUCCACGCCCUGGGACACGGAUGAGCCGCCCGCAAAACAGAUGAGGGAGAAAGAUAUCACAGCUCCUCUAUGGCCGCCGCAAGUCGCUGCUGCCGUCAGCCAGGCUGGACUCUUGGCGCACACGUACGCUCUGCCACAGCCGCCAGCUUACAGCCAGGGCGCGACCGUCCAAGCGCCCAUCGUUGGCGUGACCCCGGCGCUACAAACCCCCCAUCCACAAUUACCCACACACUACCAACUCCCACAGCAGCCUUCACAGCCAAUGACCAGCAUGGUCCUUAACGUCCAGAGCCAGUCCCUCGCCGUCGGCGGCCUGCCUCCAAUGCCCAGCGUCUGCCAGGUCGCCCAUCCCGUCCACACGGUGGUGGGCAACGGCCACUUGACGCAUCCCAUGGUGCAAUCCGCAACCAUGAGCUCCUCGGUGCUGGCCACCAAUGGACCGUUGACGAACGGCCAGCAGGAAACCACCAGUAACGGCUUGCAGAUGCUGAGAACGGUCGGAUUAGGGAAAUACGAGUUCACGGACCCGUGGCAUCCCAAAGAAAUGUUGAAGGAAUUGAACCAGCAGCGGAGAGAGAAAGAGUUUACAGACCUGAAAAUAAUUGUUGAAGGCAAAGAGUUUGAAGUCCAUCAAAAUGUUCUAGCUUCCUGCAGCUUGUAUUUCAAGGACAUGGUGAAAAGGUUAUCGGGGGAGAACAGAAACGGUGAGAAGAUGCAGCUGACAAUGAGCAACAUCAGUUCAGAUGUUCUGGAGCUUCUCCUGGAGUUUGUUUACACCGGCUCCCUCAUUAUCGACUCGGCCAACGCCAAGACCUUACUGGAGGCGGCCAACAAGUUCCAGUUCAACACUUUCUGCAAAGUCUGUGUCUCCUUCCUCGAGAAACAGCUGACGGCCGCUAACUGUCUGGGAGUGUUGGCCAUGGCUGAGGCGAUGCAGUGCACCGAACUUCACAACAUGGCAAAGGCCUUUGCCCUGCAGAACUUCCCCGACGUGGCCGGUCAGGAUGAGAUCCUUAACAUUUCCAAAGAAGACCUGGUUAGCUACAUGUCCAACGACAGCCUGAACACGAAAGCAGAGGAGCUGGUCUAUGAGACGGUCAUUAAAUGGAUUAAAAAGGACCCCAGCAGCAGAGUCCAGCAUGUGUCUGAGCUGUUGGCGGUGGUACGGCUUCCGUUCAUCCAUCCCAGCUACCUGCUGAACGUGGUGGACAACGAGGAGCUGAUCAAAUCUUCAGAGGCCUGCAGGGACCUUGUAAACGAAGCCAAGCGCUACCACAUGCUGCCACACGCCCGCCAAGAGAUGCAAACGCCCAGAACUCGCCCGCGACUAUCUGCCGGUGUCGCUGAGGUGAUCGUGCUGGUGGGUGGGCGGCAGGUCAUCGGCAUGAACCAGCGCUCGCUGACAGCCGUCACUUGCUUCAACCCUCAGAACAACAAGUGGUACCCCCUGGCCAGCCUGCCUUUCUACAACCGCGAGUUCUUCUCCGUCAUAUCGGCGGGGGAUAAUAUCUACCUGUCAGGUGGCAUCGAGUCUGGCGUCACGCUGGCAGACGUGUGGUGCUACAUGUCCCUGCUGGAUAAUUGGAAUCUGGUGUCUCGGAUGACAGUCCCGCGGUGCCGGCACAACAGCGUAGUGUACGACGGCAAGCUUUACGCCAUCGGAGGACUCGGAGUGGCCGGAAACCUGGAUAACGUGGAAAGGUACGACACCAUCACUAACCAGUGGGAGAUGGUGGCUCCUUUGCCCAAACCUGUCCAUUCUGCGGCAGCGACUGUCUGCGGAGGGAAGAUCUAUGUGUUUGGAGGGGUGAACGAGGCCGGCCGCUCUGCUGGAGUACUUCAAUCAUAUGUGCCUCAAACCAACGCCUGGAGCUUUAUUGAGUCGCCCAUGAUCGAUAACAAAUACGCUCCAGCUGUAACUCUGAAUGGAUAUAUCUUCAUCCUGGGAGGAGCGUACGCCAGAGCCACCACCAUCUACGACCCCGAGAAGGGAAACAUCAAAGCAGGACCCAACAUGAACCACUCCAGACAGUUCUGCAGUGCGGUGGUCCUGGACGGGAAGAUCUACGUGACGGGCGGCAUCGUGAGCAGCGAGGGCCCGGCGCUGGGAACCAUGGAGGCCUUUGACCCCUGUGCGAACGUGUGGACGCUACAGCAGAGCAUGCCCUGCCCGCUCUUCAGACACGGCUGCGUGGUUAUUAAGAAGUACAUUCAGAGCGGCUGACGCUGACACGGACGAACACGACUCCACCGUCUAUUGCACACCGGACACCCACUUUCCACACGGCCAGGAUUAGCAGUGCUGAUACCGAAGCCUCGCUCACUUUCUGACACCCACUCGGAAUGUAGAAGCUAAUCUUUUCUGCCGGGCACAAACGGGCCUUCGUGUAAUAUAGCGCACCUGACAGAUGUGUGUCGUGGCUCUAGCCUUAAUGCUCUGCGGCCAUUCAGACUGAACUUUUUUUUUUACCCAAUUCCUUUUUAUCUUCAUUUACACAAUUGCCACUAUUUUAAUGUUUGCAUAACUUUCAUUAAUUUCCUUUGAGCAAUACUGUAAAAUGACAGCGUCUGGUUUCAGUAAUCCGUAUGAUGGUUCACCCAGUCGUAUCGCUCUUUCAUCAUUUCCUCGAAAGCACUUUCUAAUAACGUAGGGGAGACAAAGUUGUCUAACAAGCACUAAAACCUCAUGUGACCUCUUGCACAAGCUCCGCCCUCCUUUGUUACUGUUGCUCAGUCAGACAAACUCUCCCUGCAGAUUUCAAUGCAAUUGUUAGUAAAAUGAGCUCAUGAAGUGGUAAAACGGAUUGGAUGUUAUUCGUACGUGGGCUGGAAUGAAGCGUGACAUUGCAGAGGAUCUUUUAUCUGCCGUUUUGGAUCCGAAACUGAUAAAUUACGCACUAACGUGAUUAAAAACGGCAGAGACUAUGAACGGAGGCUGCCAAAUGCUUCACGCAGUCACUGAAAAGAAAAAGCAAUCACGGCUGAUCACAUUAGUGUAAGUGAACAGAGCUGGUUACGACCGCGGAUACUAUAUCAUCGGAAACAAUAUGCACAUAAAAUGACAUGCGCUUCAAAAAAACAUUUCUUAAUAGAUAUUUAAACAUAUCAACAUUUUAAUCCAAGAUACAUUGACUGCGCCUGAAAAAUGACUUAAGUCUUGUUUUCUGAGAAAUGCAUCAAAAUGAGUUUAUGCUUAAAACAAGAAAAAUGAUCUGUCAGUGGGGUCAGAAAAAUAAACUUAAUUUAAAGGGAAAACAAGAUUAUUUUUCUGACCUCAUUGGCAGACAAUUUUUCCUGCUUCAAUCAAAAAUUCACUUAAUUUUGAUACUUUUUAAACUUUUUUUCCCGAAAACGACUUUAUAAUUAAUGCAGUUUUUCAAAUGUAAAUUGAUGUAGAUUUAAGAAUGUUUAGAUGUUUGUACUGGAAAAUGGGACAUAAUACAAAUAAGUAAUUCUUGUUUUCCACUUAAAAUAUCUUAAAAUAUUUACUACAAAAGCAACACUGCAUAAGAUAUUAGGACUUGUUUUGAAUACAAGUGUAUUUUGUUUCAAUGCCCUGCAUUUUUUCACGUUUUAAGUAUAAACAAGUUAAAAACAAAUGGAAAAAUUUGCAGUAAGACAAAAUACCUGUAUAUUAAAGAUACAAUUAAUGAAUAACAUAUCUUAAUGUCUUAUGCAAGUAGAUUAUCUUUAUCUAUAAAAGAUGCGCUGCAAAAAAAAUGUUCUUAAUAAUUAUUUAAACAUUUAAACAUUUUAAUUCAAGAUAGAUUCACUUUGCCAGAAAAAUGACCUAAGUCUUGUUUUCUGAAAAAUGUAUCAAAAUGAAAUGAGUUUAUGCUUAAAACAAGAAAAAUUAUCUGUUAGUGGGGUCAGAAAAAGAAACUUAAUUCAAAGUGAAAACAGGAUUAUUCAAUCAAAAACUCACUUAAUUUUGAUACUUUUUUUUUUUUUUUUUUGUCAAAAUGAGUCUUGUUUUCCAGUUAAAAUAUCUAAAACCACAUAAAUUUACUAGAGAAGCAACACUGCAUAAGAUAUUAGGAGUUGUUUUUAGAUGUUACAUCUUAAAUACGAGUCUUAAUGCUUAAUUUUUGUCUUAAUGCCCUGCAUAUUUUUUCACGUUUUAAAUAUAAACAAGUUAAAAACAAAUGGAAUAAUUUGCAGUAAGACAAAAUACUCGUACAUUAAAAAAAAGUUCUUAAACAAUAUUUAAACAUUUAAACAUUUUAAUUCCAGAUGGUUUUACUUUCCUAGCAAGUCUUUUUUUUUCUAAAAAAAAUGUAUCAAAAUGAAAUGAGUUUAUGCUUAAAACAAGAAAAAUUAUCUGUCAGUGGAGUUUAGUAAAAUAAACACUUUUUUUUCGGAAAUCAAGACUAAUCUAAUGUAAAUGUAUCUUGAUUUAAAAAUGCUUAGAUGUUUGUAUUGGAAAACCAGACAAAAUACUAUUAAAUAAAUCUUGUUUUCCGGUUAAAAUAUCUACAAAUUUUUGACACCACAUAAAUUUACUAAAGAAGCAACACUGCUAAAAAUAUUAAGACUUGUUUUUAGAGGUUGCAUCUUUUAUACGAGUGCAUUUUGUUUUAAUGCCCUACUUUUUUUUCAUGUUUUAAGUAUAAACAAGUUAAAAACAAAUAAAACUUAUCUGCCAGUGUGGUAAGAUAAAAUACUUGUAUAUUAAAGACUGAAUCUAUGAACAAAACAUAUCUUAUACAAUGUUGUAUGCAGCGUUGCUUCUCAAGUAGAUUUAUCUUGUUCAGGAUUUUCAGAUAUUUUUCGAUUUGACUUUUAAACAAGUCAAAAAAUACUAAUUAAAACAUGUUAAGUUAUUUUCAGCAUUUCUGCCUGACAUCCUACAUGAUAAUUUGGGAAUGAGGGUGACAGUUUAAUUUAUUACUCAAGGUUUAUUUAAAGAUUUGAAAAAUGCAUUUAAAAUUAUUCAGACGUACAGAUCUUCUGCUUGCUUUAGAAAGGAGCAAAAGCUUGUCUGAUAAUAUAAUACACGGCAACAGUUGCUAAGGUAGGACUGGCGAGGGGUCAAUUAUAAUCAGGCCUGGACAGAAUGUGUUUUUUUUGGAAGUCAACAUGAAAUUAACACUGUUUAUUUGUUAUAGUGAAUGAUUCACUGAUGCAUUUUAUUCUAGAGAUGAAACAAAACUGUCUUUCAUCAAACUGGAAUAACUUGAAACAACCUUUGAAACCACUUAUGCUCUUAUCUUGUUUUUCAAUAAAAACUAAUUUACAUGAUAUUAGAAGUUGUUUCAGAGAAUUUACUGUCUUGAAUUAAGUUUAUUUUCCUUCCCCCAUUCGAAAGUGGGUUUAUCCUGCUUUAAGCAAACAUCUAACUAAUUUAGUGAGGUUUAUGCUUAAAACUAGAAAAAACAAAAAGCAACUGGGAAAGAAAAUUUAACUUAAUGCAAGAUAUAUUCACUGCAAACAAAUACUUUCUUUUAACCACCUGCCUGUAUUGUUCACCAUCUUAUUAAUUUGUGAGGGAUAAAAUCAAGCCUACACUACUAAAGUUUUUGAACAGUAACAUUUUUUUUUAUGUUUUUUUUUAAUCUAUUCUGCUCACCAAGCCUGCAUUUAUUUGAUCUAAGUAAAGUUCUGAAAUAUUUUUACUAUUUAAAAUAACUGUUUUCUAUUUAAAUGUAUUUUAAAAUGUAAUUUAUUCUGUGAUUUCAAGGCUGAAUUUUUAGCAUCAUUACUCCAGUCGCAUGAUCCUUCUAAUAUGAUUCUAAUAUUUUUUCAGAUUAUAAUAUAGAUUUUUUUCAGGUUUCUUUGAUGAAUAGAAAGUUCAGAGGAACAGCAUUUAUCUGAAACAGAAAUCUUUUGUAACCUUAUAAAUGUCUUUAUCAUCACUUUUGAUCCAUUUAAAGCAUCCUUGCUAAAUAAAAGUAAUAAUUUAUUUUCCAAAAUUUUAGCUUUGAUCACAGGAAUAAAUUACAUUUUAAAGUGUAUUCAAAUAGAAAGCAGUUAUUUUAAAUAGUAAAAAUAUUUCACAAUAUUACUGCUUUUGAUGUGUUUUGGAGCAAAUAAAUGCAGGCUUGGUGAGCAGAAGAGACUCACUGUUCAAAAACGUUUGACUGGUAGUGUGUGUAGGGAGUGUGUGUAUAUAUAUAUAUAUAUAUACAUAUAUAUAUUUAUAUAUACAAUAUAUAAUGGUGUUUGCUGUUGACUAAAAACUGAGGCAAAUUCUGUCUGGGUCUGAUUAUAACUCACAUCUGCACAAGUUGACAUUGGUAGGUUUAUUAUAAGAUACAAAUCGAACACCGAAGAGUAUAUUUAUGUGAGAUGUGUAAAGACCUUCCUUUGACAGGAAUUGAUGGCGUUUGACUCUGCUCUUUCUCCAUCCACCGCAAGAUCUUUAAUUUAGGGCAUCUUGAAGCGGAACCUGAAGGUGGGCUUGAGCGCCUCGAGCUGGACUGGUAUAACAUUUGUAGCUUGAUUUUUCUUUUCUUUUCUUUGGACUGUUUCACUCUUUUCUUGCACGCAGCCAAAGCACAAAACACCUGAGACUCGGAGAGAAAACAGGAAGCGUUUGCCUUCAUUUCCUCUGCAUUGCCAAACCACCAAACGGUGAAGACAGCGGGACGCACGCUGUCAGACAGGGAGGACGAUUCUCUGUAACACGAAAGUAAUUAAAGUUUAUUUUAGGACCUUUACAUGUCAACAAACUGUUUCUAGACAAAAUGUAUAUAUAGUAUGUUGAAGAAAUGUUAUGUACAAAACACAAGCUGUUAUUGCUUGAAUUAAUGAUGCUGUUGCAUCAUUAGUUAAGACAAUAACACGUAUGCAAAAUACAAUGUACAUUCGUAA